This is a messenger RNA of Lingula anatina, 3355 nucleotides long. Its product is annotated as LIM/homeobox protein Lhx1. NCBI's taxonomy places the organism in Eukaryota, Metazoa, Brachiopoda, Lingulata, Lingulida, Lingulidae. Gene Ontology annotation, molecular function: DNA-binding transcription factor activity, RNA polymerase II-specific; RNA polymerase II transcription regulatory region sequence-specific DNA binding; zinc ion binding. Gene Ontology annotation, biological process: regulation of transcription by RNA polymerase II; neuron differentiation. The record is from RefSeq and is a predicted model, not a curated record. Gene Ontology annotation, cellular component: nucleus.
GCGACGCGAAGCCAGCCUGAGCCGCCGUACACAGUUGUUGCUGAGAGAGCUCGAGAAGAGAACCCGCUAGUCCCCUCGUAUCAGCCCUGCACCCUGGGAGCAACUACGAAACUGGCGGUCCAAAGAAUGGUGGUGUGUGCGGGGUGCGACCGCCCGAUCCUGGAUAGAUUUCUAUUUAAUGUCUUGGACAGAACGUGGCACGCCAAAUGCGUCCAGUGCUCAGACUGUAAAACAAACCUUGCUGACAAAUGUUUUAGUCGGGACGGGAAGCUAUACUGCAGGACAGAUUUCUUCAGACGUUUCGGAACAAAGUGUGCUGGUUGUAGUCAAGGAAUUUCCCCCAAUGAUCUCGUGAGGCGGGCGCGAGAAAAAGUAUUCCACCUCAAGUGUUUUACAUGCAUGGUCUGCAGAAAACAACUCUCAACGGGAGAAGAACUUUAUGUGCUGGAUGAAAAUAAAUUUAUCUGCAAAGAGGACUAUAUUAAUAGUAAAUGCCAAGGAUCAGAUUACGAAGAUAACGAUUUUGACUUAGAUGCAGCCAGUCCCGGGAAUCUCUCCGACAGAGACGCAACAGAGAGUUUAGACGGGGACAAUUGCAGUCGUGAUUCAACGUCAGGAAAAGAAAACAAUAAUAAUAUACCAAACUUAGGCUCAAAUAUUUCCGCAUCGGAGGACAUGGUACAUACAAAUAGUAAUAGCAGUAGUCCUGAAAAGAAAGACAGUAUGCAAAAGGAUGGGAAAGAAGUCACCAGUGGCAGCGAGGGGAAUACAUCGGGGACGAAAAGAAGGGGCCCAAGGACAACAAUAAAAGCAAAACAAUUAGAGACAUUGAAAGCAGCAUUUGCAGCAACGCCGAAACCUACCCGGCACAUACGAGAGCAGCUCGCACAAGAGACAGGCUUGAACAUGAGGGUGAUUCAGGUAUGGUUUCAGAACCGUCGUUCUAAAGAGCGCCGCAUGAAACAACUUAGUGCACUUGGGGCCAGACGACAUUUCUUCCGGAGUCCGAGAAGGAUGCGCGCGCUCAGGUCGGGGAUGUCCCCGGAACUAGACGACAGUCCGGAAAUGAUGGGAAAUCCAGGGUUCGGGUAUUUCACUGACGAAGGUUUUUACCCAGGGUAUAAUUACAAUGAAUUCUUCCCUGGACAACAGGGCCAAGCUGAGCCGGGAAGCAUGAAUUUUAUGCCACCUGGAGGAAACAUGGAACAAAUGCAUGGUGGAAUGGGACAAGAAGGUCACUACAUGCAGCCAGGAGACAUGAUGAACCCGAAUUCCAGUCCAGAGCCCAUGAUGACGCAUCCAGAUUUCGGUCCCGGGGGUCCACCCAGGGGACUAGCGCCAAACGGAUUCGGUGCUGGGAUGCAACACCCGGCAGAGAUGGGGGAAGCAUGGUGAUACCACCGUUAUGUCGCUUAGCGUCACACCCAACGCAUUGUCAUCCCCUUCACACCCUGCAGAGUUGGGACAGAGGGAUGUAGAUUCUGGGGGGAAAUGAUCGCUAGAAGCAAAGGAACUGGAGGAAAUCUCCGGAAUCUUAGGUGAAAGGACAUUCAGUGAAUGAAAGAAACUCUUGCCAAUGUUUUUUAUUUAAUACACUCAUUAAUUGAAAAGGACUUAUUGGAAAAAAGGAAUCUCUGUUGUUGGUUUGUUUUCUUUCAACAGUCUGUGUUCCGAUUGGACUGUCGAUGGUUCAGUGGGUUUUCCAAGGUAAAAGAUGGGGACCCAACCAAUGCCAAUUACACGCACAUUCUUAAAGCAUAUGUCAGACCUCCGCGAGACAGUGGCUUACAAUAUACCUACUUUAAUGUGAUACGACGUGAAUUUUCCUGUUCAGCCGUGCUCAUUCGGCAGGCUGGACUGUGCAGCAUUUCAAUAGUAGAAUCUCAUUUCUCCGUGAUAUAGUCAUCAGUUCUAAGGCCUCAUUUGGAGAGCGCACGGAGGUAGACAUUUUCUUUAUCCUGGCUGUCAGACGGGCAUCACUGUCACGUUAGACCUUCCAGAUAUUGCAGAAGUAUGAAAGUAGUUAUCAUUGCAUUCAUAACGCUACGAUUUUGAAACACAAAACCGUCUUCACUUUCAAAUAGCACGAGGCGCUCCCGUUCAGCGCUGUGAUGUUUUUAAGUCAGAGGUCCCGGAAACCACGUUUUCAUUAAUAUUGGAAUUUUUUGUCAGAGGCACAAAAUGUUUUUGUGCAGGUAAGAGGGUUGUAGUAGAUAUCAGCAAGUAGCCCCUACUGUCAUCUAAAAGACUGGUGAGAGAAUGGGGAGAAUUUAUCUGUCAAAAAUAAUUUUUUAUAGUUUCUUCGUUAAUUUAAGAAUGAAUGGCAGUAAUGUGUGUGUGUACGAUAUAUUUUCCCUUGGAGUAAUAUGGGGGAUAGCAGCAACCCUCGCACGUUAUUCCUUUCUUCCUCUUAGGGAAGCAAGAGCACAAUUUUAAGAUGAAAUAUAAUUAUCAAAUGUGUGAUUUAUUUUUCAAUUAUUAUAUUUUGAAGGUGCUAUUCCAAGACAACUGCAAACGGCUUUUACUUUCAUAUGCAAUUCGACUUUGUAAGUGAUCUUUUCCUAGAAUAGAUUGAAUGUCUAAACUAUUUCUGCAAUAUGUCCAGAAGAUCUAAGUCACCUAAUGAAUUUGCUGACGAUUUUUGUUGUAGACAUUAGUUGUUAAAUCGUGUUAUAUUUUUUGGUUGACAUUGUUGUGAUGUGGUUAUUCCCUGGCAGUACAAUGUACCUGUGUUACAUAUCGUUUAAAUGGUAUAGAAUCUAACGUGUAUGUUAACCAUUCUCUCAACUAAUAAGUUUAGGCAGGUCAGUAGCUUUUUUUGCUUCAUUAAAGGUAUCAAUUCGAGAUAACUUAUAUAGAAAGUGAUCGAAGAAACACGUUCUGUUUCUUUUCUAUGAUGGUUUUCUAACCCAUGCACCUUGUAUAGAUCUCACCAUCUUCUUCCUCUUGUUUGUAAUUCGUGUCCAUGACAGUCAGUGUUGUAAAAAUAGCUCUUACUAGGUCUAUACAAUCAGUAGUGGAUAGUAAUACCGACAAGUCCACCUGUGACUCCAAGUGUUAAUAAUGUUUAAAAAAUUCAACAAAAAAUUACAAAAUAAAUUAAAUCAACUAUAGAACAAUUUGGCUUAUUUGUUUUUAAUCAAGAUAUAAGGUAUGUUUUUGAGGAUGAGGAAUAGUUUAUUUAUCAUGAAUUUUAGUUAUGAGUAUCUUAUUGAAAAGAUGUGGUAUAUAUUGGCUCAAAAUAUUUUAUUAAUAUCACGAAUUUAUGGAAAAAACGCAACUCUCUCGAAAAUAUUUAAGUCGCAUAUAAUCUUAAUAUAAAAAUGUGAAAAACAGCGAUUCAGAUUUUAUCAGC